Trichomonas vaginalis G3 is the source of this 344-nucleotide messenger RNA. RefSeq names its product protein of unknown function, DUF4106 family. The annotation marks the transcript as partial. NCBI's taxonomy places the organism in Eukaryota, Parabasalia, Trichomonadida, Trichomonadidae. The transcript has a single exon. The record is from RefSeq and is a predicted model, not a curated record.
AUGGCGGUGGCAGAUGUGAAGUUAAAUUCACCAACUCAAACAAACAGUCAAAGUGUUGUUGUCAAUGUCAAAGACAGAGAUGUUGAAGUGGGGAAACCAUACGAAGACGAAGAUGGUAUAACAAUAGUUCCUGUAAAAGAACAACCAACAUAUCCUGAAGUUAGCAGAGACUUAAGUUCUGUUGCAGAUAUUCGAAACGACUACCAACAACUGAAAGACAAACUUCAAACUCAGGAGAAGAUUUGUCAAGCUUUAAGUAUAAUGUUAAACUUGGUCGAACACAACCCUGUAAAAGUGAACUCAUAUGUCAUUGCACCUCAUGAAGUUUUGAAAGAACUAUUGAA